GAGGGCAAGAAAGUGAAUCGCGCUGGGCACGGGCCACCGGGUACUCGCGGCUGGCCUAGUGUUGAGCUGCCUCCUGUCGGGUGCGGAGGUGACCGGCUCAGACGCGGUGUGUGUGAUCUUGACGGGCCGAGCGCAAGUCGUGACCAGGAACGGACCAGAGGACUCGCCGCCUUCGCCGCCAUGAACAACUACAACUCGCAGGCAGCAACGGACGUGGUCGCCAUGGACAUUCACCAGCCCGACCACAUGGUGUCGUUUGGGAAGAAGAAGGGCUGUUACAUAAGCCGGAGUGUGUCGCUUCUCCUGGCCGUCUUCUUCCUCAGCGGGAUGGUCGCCACGGGCCUCCUCGUCUACUACUACGCGCCGCAUGAAGUGGGGGCCAAAGCACAGCAGAAGGAGACUAUACGAUAUACUCAGGCAAAUGAUAACACGAGAAAUGUUAUACCAGAAGUUAAUAAACCCCCCAAGAUCAGCACAACCACUACAACGUCAACAACCACAACGACUACAACAACGCCCAUGCCCACAACCACCACCGCUACAACUACAACAACAAUGGCGCCCAAGGAGAAGAUGAACGUGCGGUUGCCUCGCUCCCUCAAACCCAUGCACUACUUGGUCAAACUUCAGCCUUUAAUCAACGGCAACUUCAGCAUCCUCGGCUACGUGGAGGUGGAGAUGGAGGUCCUGGAACCGACCUCCAACAUCACACUUCACAUCGCCGACAUCGUCACUUAUAAUGAGACAGUGAAAAUAAACGGAAUGGGAAAUGCAUCCGCUCCUGGGAUUAAAAUGCAUGAAUACGACAACUACAGAGAAUUCUACAUCGCUCACCUGGACAAGGAGCUGCAGCAGGGGGAGAAGUACGUUUUGUCCAUGGAAUUCCUCGCUUAUCUCAACGACCAGCUCCGCGGUUUCUACAGGUCCUCAUAUAAGGACGUAGACGGGAAGGAAAAAAUGCUUGCGGUAACACAGUUCCAAGCCACAUCUGCCCGCCGAGCCUUCCCUUGCUUCGACGAGCCCGGGCUGAAGGCAACGUUCGAGGUCUACCUAGGACGUCAAGAGAAUAUGUCGUCUAUUUCCAACAUGCCCAUCAUGGAAACUAUACCUGUUGAAGGUCAGGAGGGCUGGGUCUGGGACCACUACGAGGAGAGUGUCCCCAUGUCCACCUACCUCGUCGCCUUCGUCGUCUCGGAUUUCGCGAGCAUGAACUCCACUGUCAACGACCAUGUUCUCUUUAGAGUGUGGUCGCGGCAGUCGGCCAUAGAACAGGCGGAGUACUCGAGGGACAUCGGUCCGGCGAUCCUCACGCACUUCGAGGACUACUUCGGCGAGCCGUACCCGCUCCCGAAGCAGGACAUGAUCGCUAUCCCCGACUUCUCCGCCGGCGCCAUGGAGAACUGGGGCCUCAUCACAUAUAGAGAGACGGCCAUGCUGUACGACCCGGUGGUGUCCGGGCCGAGCAACAAGCACCGGGUGGCGCUGGUGGUGGCACACGAGUUGGCACACCAGUGGUUUGGAAACCUCGUCACUCCCACGUGGUGGACCGACCUGUGGCUCAACGAGGGCUUUGCUUCAUUCGUCCAGUACAUUGGCAUGGAUUACGUCGAACCCUCUUGGAAGGUGAUGGAGGAAUUCGUCGUCACUCGACUCCAGAGAGUGUUUGCGCUUGACAGCCUCGAGUCAUCUCACGAGAUCAGCAUCCCUGUCGGCCACCCGGAUGAGAUCAGACAAAUUUUCGAUAGCAUAUCCUAUGACAAAGGCGCCUCUAUUAUUCGAAUGAUGAACCACUUCCUUAGCGAAAACUCCUUCAGAAAGGGAGUAAGCAACUACCUCACUGCAUUUAAGUACGAAGCCGCCGAGCAAGAUGACCUGUGGGAGCACCUCACGAUGGCCGCUCACGAGGACGGCACUCUGCCCCAGGACGUCACCGUCAAGAAGAUCAUGGACACCUGGACGCUGCAGAUGGGAUACCCCGUCAUCAAGGUGGAGAGGAGCGCCGACGGCACGUCCGCCACCGUCUCUCAGAAUCGAUUCUUGUUGGUGGCGAAGGAGAACUCAAGCGCCGACGACCACGACUAUAAGUGGUGGGUUCCUCUCACCUACACGUCUCAGAGCGAAUCCAACUUCAGUCAGACUCAAGCCAUGGUGUGGAUGAAGGACUCCGAGGAACAGAUCACUCUCUCAUCUCUUCCCACGAAGGACGAGUGGGUCAUCUUCAACCUGCAGGAGACGGGCUACUACAGAGUCAACUACGACGACCACAACUGGGGCCUCCUCGUCCAGCAGCUGAAGGACGACCACGAGGUCAUCAGCACCACCAACCGAGCCCAGAUUAUUGACGACGCCAUGGACCUCGCUCGUGCUGGCCAGCUGAACUAUGAGAUCGCCCUUGGUGUAUAUGCUUACUUAGGCAACGAGACCGAGUAUGUGCCCUGGGCAGCUGCUGUUAACAAUAUUGGUUAUCUGGAAAGCAUGUUCAAACGCAAGGCCGGAUAUGGAGCUCUCAAGAAAUACAUCCUGGACCUGGUGGUGCCGUUGUACGAGUCCGUCGGCUUCACCAACAGGCACUCCGACCCGUUCCUGGAGCAGUCGAAGCGCAGGACGGCUGUGUCUUGGGCGUGCAUGCUCGGCCAUCAGGACUGCCUCGAUAACGUCCUCUCUCUCUACCGACAGUGGAUGAGGAAUCCCGAGAACGAGACCCUCAUCUCGCCUAACCUGAAAUCGACGGUGUACUGCCGCGCCAUCGCCGAGGGCGGGGAGGCCGAGUGGGACUUCGCCUGGGAGCAGUACCUGCGCUCCAACGUGGGCACCGAAAAGGCCCUCCUGCUCUCCGCCAUGGCGUGCAGCAAGGAGAUCUGGAUCUUGUCAAGGUUCCUGGACAUGGCCUUCACGCCCGGCAGCGGCAUCCGAAAGCAGGACUCGGAUCGUGUCUUUGCCUCAGUAGCUUACAACAAGGUCGGCGGUCCCUUGGCGUGGCGCUUCCUCAGGGACCAGUGGAAGAGGAUCUAUGAUUUCCAUGGAAAGGCCAAGGGCGGCCUGAUCAAGUCUGGCACCUCAGGCUUCAACACAGACCUGCAGCUGAAGGAGAUCGAAUUGUUCAAACAAGAACACGAAGAGGAUUUGAGUGGAGCCUCUAGAAGCGUCGACCAAGUCCUCGAGAGCACAAAGAACAGCAUCGCUUGGCUUGACCGCAACUACGAGAACAUCGUCCAGUGGCUUGACAACAACGGCUACAGCACCAAACUUCAAAACGAGUAGUUCUUUGGCAUUCUCCUUUUAAAUAUAAUCCCAACAUUCUUUUAUAACUUUUGACACUAAACAAAUAUGUUACUUGUGGUAAUCUCAAUAGUGUCAAAAGUAUAUUGUUUGAGUGAUGGCGAACCUCAUAAAGUAUGGUCAUAAUAUCAUUCAAACAGCAUCUGUAAAAUUCAUUCAUAUAGACCUGUAACUGUAACCUCACGGUGUGCAGACUUAUUCUGUCAUCUUCAUUCAAACAAACUUAGUCUCUUCCUUGCCUUCCUGUGUUGUUAUGUCUGUCAUAUUAUUUAUUGUGUUUCAAGUAUCUAUAUAUACAAUAGCUUCAGUAAUAAGUGAAACGAUCUCUUAUAUACAUUUUAUCACAUAUCAAGAUUUAUUAUGUGAAAUAUGUUCCAUACACCAUCAAGACUGUACAGGCAGUCCGUAGACCCUUUUCAAUGCGUAUUUUUUUUUACUCACCACAAGGCAAUCAGCAGGAUGUAGCAUAUUAAUGGAUUGACAGGAAGAAAUCUGUAGUGGGAAUAUGACACUUAACUAAGAACAGCGCGGUGGUCUAUUGUACUUGGUAAAACAUCUGUUUCGAUUGCAUUUCUGAAAUGGAUCUAUACAAAACGUAAAAACCCUACAUUCUGUAUUAUCAUGAGGCUUAUCUAUUCCUAUAUGAGAAAAGGAAUUUACUUUUCUGUUAAUCUAAUAAAAAUGGAUAUCUUUUCUAUACCAGGUAAAGUAUGGAAAAUGCAGAUGGAG
This is a messenger RNA of Penaeus chinensis, 4008 nucleotides long. Its product is annotated as aminopeptidase N-like. Gene Ontology annotation, molecular function: zinc ion binding; peptide binding; metalloaminopeptidase activity. Gene Ontology annotation, cellular component: cytoplasm. The transcript has 18 exons. The record is from RefSeq and is a predicted model, not a curated record. Bases 181 to 3261 code for a protein of 1026 amino acids. NCBI's taxonomy places the organism in Eukaryota, Metazoa, Arthropoda, Malacostraca, Decapoda, Penaeidae. Gene Ontology annotation, biological process: peptide catabolic process; proteolysis.